AUGUCUCUGACUGCUCAACUUGAGACAGUCAAUAUCACAGAACUCCGCAAGUUUUCCCGUGGCGCGUCUCAGAAGGUUGCUCAGGCAGCCAAAGAACAGGGGAUUUUCUAUCUCGACCUUACUGAUGACAAUUUGUCUUCGAAUGGGAAUAUUGAGGGGGUAGCUGCUCUUUCUGAGGAAAUAUUCCAGCUGCCCUUCACAGAAAAAAUGCAGUUUGACGUGGAUAAAUUAGGAGAGUGGAAAAUCAAUGGAUACAAGCCCGUCGGUCGAAACGUAGGCGGUCUGCCUGGUCAACGUGACGGCUUCGAGAGUUAUGGGGGUUGUUUCCAAAGCCUAAACUACUUGAUAAGCACCUAG
This is a messenger RNA of Penicillium canariense, 357 nucleotides long. RefSeq names its product oxidoreductase. Bases 1 to 357 code for a protein of 118 amino acids. The transcript is spliced from 3 exons. The record is from RefSeq and is a predicted model, not a curated record. NCBI's taxonomy places the organism in Eukaryota, Fungi, Ascomycota, Eurotiomycetes, Eurotiales, Aspergillaceae.